GCAUGCCUUGGCCGUCCAUGAUCGCGAACACUCGGCAGUCGCCCAUAUUCCAGCUCUACAACCCUCCCAGCAACCAACGUCCAUCUUGAAUUACGUCACGCGAGAUGGAUACCCCUACGUGCCCCCCGCCGCGGGACGACCGCGAGAAGGAGAUUCUCGACAAGCUAGUCGCGAUCCGCGACAGACUUCUGCUCUUGAAGCAGGAUCGCACGACCUAUAUUCGAAGCCAGGAUGUUCUCCCGCUGUACGAGGAGACGAUCGAGCAGGUUCGCCUGCUCAACGAGGCCCGGACGUCUGACCGAAGGGAGGAGAACAGAGUGGACAGAGUCUUGGAGAGCUGUUUCCAACUACUUUCGCUCUUCUUCAUGACCAUCGGACGAAACAACGAAGCCCCAGCCGCCUAUGCCCUGACCUCUACCAUUCGGAGAUUGUUGGACCACCUCACCGAAGUCGACUUAUACUCCGUUAAGGACUUGGAAAGCAUCUCACACACCCUGACGAAGCUCGCGCAAAAUGUCAAGGCCACCGAGACCGAGUAUCCCCCAUACCUCAUCACCCUGCUUUCCAACAGAUUGGAGCUCUGUGACAAGUCUCUGGCGAACCUCCGAAAGCGAUUGGAGCGUUUUGAAGACCCCCUGCCGAAGACUUAUGAGAAACUGAUCUCUAUCCUGAGAUCCAUGUCCCUGGCAAACACCCGAACAAAGUUCUCGCCAUCGGAAGUCCAGAAGCUUCAAGCCCAAUUGAGAGAGAUCGAGGAGAAGAGACAGGAGGGCAAGCUGUUGACCUCGGACGGAAAGACACCGGGCGGGUUCGACGAGGUCACUGCUUUGCUGGAGAAAUGCCUGUUGUGGUCUGAUUUCGUUCUUCAGAGGAAAGGAGUGAUCCCCGACUCUUUCAAGCCAACGUACGACAUCUUGUUCCGCAUUCGCAACGAGCUGGAGAAACUCUCAAUCACGCAAGCAUGGUCCCUCCGUGAGGCGGAUCUCUUUGACUUCCAGAGACAAUUGGACAAGAUCGACGAGAGCAGAAUCGAUGGCAACUGGGUGGAUGAUGAGGGCAAGUCUGCAGAGCUCUACGCUCAGCGUACGAUGCUCUAUCUUAUCAGAAGAAGCUACGCCUACAUCUACUCGUUGAUGAUCUCGUCAGAGCCCGUUUCAGAAGCCUUGUUGCCAAUCUACAAUCAGCUCCAAACGCUCAAGCGGUGUCUCAUCGAGGUCAAGAACAGCGGCGGUGUGCAAUCUGCGAGAGAGCUGUACCCUUACAGCAUGAAGCUUCACUCGAUUGACAACAUGCGCCAAGAUGGCAAAUUCAUGAUCAACGACGAUAUCCCGGAAGGCCAGGGCAGCGUCACUGAGCUUCUUGCUGAAUGUUUCGAGCUCAACUACGAGCUCAGAGUUGCUGCUGAAGAGCAGGCCGAGGCUUGAUGAUGAUGUGGAAGGGACUUGUUUUGUUUGGCUGGCGUAAACGGACUAGCGAUUUGUAUCAUGUCGGUCUUUUGUGUGUUUUCUCUUCUGGCCAGUGAAACUGUGAUGGACACAGUUUAAUGGGAAUGGUUAAACGGGACGAGGCAAACUCAAGUGUACUCAAUUAUGGACCAAUGACAUGAUUUCUUUCGACGUUUUGGGAACCUGAGCUCGGAGCUCCCUUUCUGCCAGAGAUCGGAUGGCACCUCAGCUAACGACAGUGCUCCCGACUCACGGGGGUUUGAUGGUACAUCGGACCUUGUAGCCUAUUCUGCUCACAAGCAUACCGCCUCGUGGCAUGGCUGAAGCUUGACGUAUAGGUUACAUUAAGAUUC
Messenger RNA from Colletotrichum phormii, 1798 nucleotides. RefSeq lists its product as uncharacterized. The transcript has 6 exons. Gene Ontology annotation, cellular component: cytoplasm; nucleus. Lineage: Eukaryota; Fungi; Ascomycota; Sordariomycetes; Glomerellales; Glomerellaceae. Bases 105 to 1424 code for a protein of 439 amino acids. The record is from RefSeq and is a predicted model, not a curated record.